AUGGCCACAACACUACGCCGCCGCGGGCAACAACGCAAGACGCGCCUGGCCGAAGAUGACUCCCAAAUAGACCAUGACUCCAAAGUCGACGAUGAAUGCCCGGCUCAACCUGCGACCCACAUACAUGUCGUGGAAACGGCACCAAAGCGUACGCGCAAGCGGCGAAAUACCUUCAUUUUCAUGCUCGGUGGUCUUUGCGGACUGUUCGCGGCCGGCUUCUUUGCCAAAUCCAACGACCUCAUAGACUUUCCGGAGAUUGGGGAGCUGAGCAUGGACAGUUUCUUCGACGUCCUUCCUGCGGGCUUGAUACGCGAUAUGCGCGAUCUGGUCCAGGGAGAACGCGAGGUCACCGCCGCCUAUGACUCCUUCUCAGUGGGCCUCAAGGUACGAGCCGAAGGCUUGCACGCACACCAUCCCAUGAUCAUGAUACCCGGCGUCAUCUCCACCGGUCUCGAGUCGUGGGGAACAGCCAACACGUCCCGCCAAUACUUCAGGAAGCGCUUGUGGGGUAGCUGGACCAUGAUGAAAGCCUUGGUGAUGGAUAAGGAGUCGUGGAAGAAGCACAUCAUGCUCGACAAGAAGACGGGGCUGGAUCCGCCGGGCAUCAAACUGCGUGCCGCGCAGGGCUUUGACGCCACAGACUUCUUCAUCACGGGGUACUGGAUCUGGAACAAGAUAUUCGAAAACCUGGCGACCAUCGGAUACGACCCUACAAACUCCUUCACAGCGGCGUACGACUGGAGACUGUCAUACCCGAACCUGGAGGUGAGAGAUCGGUACUUUUCCCGGCUAAAGACGCAUAUCGAAUCCGCCGUGCAGUACGACGGGGAAAAGGUGGUUUUGGCAUCGCACAGCAUGGGAAGCCAAGUGGUCUUCUACUUCUUCCACUGGGUUCAAUCCGACCAAGGGGGCCGCGGCGGGGAGGAUUGGGUCGACCGCCACGUCGGGUCCUGGAUCAACAUCAGCGGCUGCAUGCUCGGUGCCGUCAAGGAUCUCACGGCGGUGCUGUCGGGCGAGAUGCGUGAUACAGCUCAGCUGAACGCGUUUGCCGUGUACGGCCUGGAAAAGUUUCUGAGAAAGGAAGAGCGAGCAGAGAUUUUCCGCGCCAUGCCCGGACUGUCCUCCAUGCUGCCGCUCGGCGGCAAUGCCGUAUGGGGAGACCUUGACUGGGCCCCCGACGACAGGCCAAAUCAGAACUUCACUUUUGGCUCGUUGCUCAAUUUCAAGGCUGGUGCCAACUGGUCCACGCCGGACAGGAACAUGACUGUCGAGGAGUCCUUGCAGUACCUCCUUGACACGUCGGACGGUUGGUACUCGAAAUCCGUCAGAGGCAGCUACUCCCACGGCGUCGCGCAAACGGCGAAGGAGGUCGAGGCCAACGAAAAGGACCCGCUCAAGUGGAUAAACCCGCUGGAAACCCGGCUUCCCAACGCCCCGAACCUGAAGAUAUACUGCUUUUACGGCGUAGGAAAGCCGACGGAACGGGCGUACUACUACCGGACAACCGAACAACCGACAAGCACCAAGCUGAAAAUCACCAUUGACACGGGACUCACCGAGGACGAGGUCGACCACGGCGUCGUCAUGGGCGAAGGGGACGGAACCGUCAAUCUCUUGAGCACCGGGUACAUGUGCAACCGGGGCUGGCACAUGAAGCGAUACAACCCGGGCGGGGCGCGAAUCACCGUUGUGGAAAUGCCUCACGAGCCAGAACGGUUCAAUCCCAGGGGAGGACCGAAAACAGCCGAUCACGUCGACAUUCUGGGUCGCCAAAAUCUGAACGAGCUCAUUCUCAGAGUCGCGUCGGGAAAGGGGGACACGAUUGCGAGUUACGUCGUGAGCAAUAUCAGCGAGUAUGCAGCCAAAGUCAAGGUAUACGAUGACGAGGAUGAUGCGGUUGGGGGGGCACGAUGGGGAUGA
Molecule: messenger RNA, 1920 nt
Organism: Ustilaginoidea virens
Lineage: Eukaryota; Fungi; Ascomycota; Sordariomycetes; Hypocreales; Clavicipitaceae
Exons: 1
Coding region: 1-1920 (639 amino acids)
Biological process (GO): lipid storage; triglyceride biosynthetic process
Cellular component (GO): cytoplasm; perinuclear endoplasmic reticulum
Molecular function (GO): phospholipid:diacylglycerol acyltransferase activity
Source: RefSeq, a predicted model, not a curated record